CUAAAUUAUUUUAAACGUCUGACUGUUUACUUGGUGUCUCUUCGGCAGGCAGCGAGGGAGUUGGUGUUGGAGGUGAUCAGGGAGAAGGACGGAGAUUUCAGGUCAGGACGCAACGACUUCAGCGCCCGCCUGGGAGGAGCCAGCCUGGACGUUCCGGUUCCCAGGUUUGCUGUUGGCAUCGUGAUCGGCAGGAACGGAGAAAUGAUCAAGAAGAUCCAGAAUGAUGCCGGAGUCCGAAUCCAGUUUAAAGCAGAUGAUGGCAUCAGUCCAGAGCGUGUGGCCAUGGUGAUGGGUCAGCCAGACCGCUGUCAGCAUGCUGUCCACCUCAUCAACGAGCUCAUCCAGACCGCACAGGAGCGUGAUGGUUUUGGCUCGGCCCUGCGGAGCGGCAGAGUCAGAGGUCGUGGUGAUUGGACUAUGGGCUCUCCUGGUCCGCUACAGGAAGUGACCUACACCAUCCCUGCUGACAAGUGUGGCCUGGUCAUCGGCAAAGGUGGAGAAACCAUUAAGAGUAUUAACCAGCAGUCUGGAGCUCACGUGGAGCUGCAGAGGAACCCCCCCCCCUCCACCGACCCAAACACCCGGGUCUUCACCAUCAGAGGAACCGCCCAGCAGAUGGACCUGGCCCGCCAGCUCAUAGACGACAAGAUCGGGGGCUCAGGGAUCAUGAGUAACGGAGGUUUUGGAUUCAGUCCCUUCACUCAGGGUCCUGCUACACACCAGAACUGUGGCAAUGGUCAGACCUUCCUGACUGGCGUUUGGGGAAACACCUACCAGACCAGCUGGCAGAACCCUGGACAACAAGACCCUGGUCAACAGAACCAACCUCAGAGCCUGAUGGCCGACUACAGUAAGGCCUGGGAGGACUACUACAAGAAGCAGAGUACGACCUGUCUGUCUGAACCUACGUCUGUCUGUCUGAACCUACGUCUGUCUGUCUGAACCUACGUCUGUCCGUCUG
Messenger RNA from Anarrhichthys ocellatus (wolf-eel), 961 nucleotides. Its product is annotated as far upstream element-binding protein 3-like. The annotation marks the transcript as partial. Lineage: Eukaryota; Metazoa; Chordata; Actinopteri; Perciformes; Anarhichadidae. The record is from RefSeq and is a predicted model, not a curated record. The transcript has 8 exons. Gene Ontology annotation, molecular function: RNA binding.